Molecule: messenger RNA, 2709 nt
Organism: Oncorhynchus gorbuscha (pink salmon)
Lineage: Eukaryota; Metazoa; Chordata; Actinopteri; Salmoniformes; Salmonidae
Product: mothers against decapentaplegic homolog 4-like
Exons: 12
Coding region: 474-2132 (552 amino acids)
Biological process (GO): regulation of transcription by RNA polymerase II; anatomical structure morphogenesis; transforming growth factor beta receptor signaling pathway
Cellular component (GO): heteromeric SMAD protein complex
Molecular function (GO): I-SMAD binding; DNA-binding transcription factor activity, RNA polymerase II-specific; RNA polymerase II cis-regulatory region sequence-specific DNA binding
Source: RefSeq, a predicted model, not a curated record
AAAGCGCUCACAACACAUGCGCCCCCUGCUGCUGACAUGAGUGGCACUGCACUCACUGGAGUCGCAGGGAGUUUAUGUUUGUAGUUGGCGCUAUAGCAUUGUUUACGAGUAUAUUGCAAACAUGUUGGUUUUGUUCAGUCACUGGCACAAUUGAAAAACGUAAAAUACAGUCGCAUAAUAUCUCAUAACGAGAAGAUAAUCGAGUAUUGGCUCGAAAUUCGAUUCAGAAAACACUGGUUUUGUUGACGACUACCGUUAGCAAGCUUUAGCUGUCGCUAAAGUAACUAGCUAUGUGAUAAUCGGCUGUACUAAACACUGGACACCCAGACUGUCCUGGACACCCCGAAGUAUGUAGAGUGAACAGGACACAAGCCAUUCUCACCCUAGCAAAAAGGCUUCUGAGAUUGUGUUUGACUCAUUCCUGGAGUGAGAAUUAAGCAUAUGAUUGAACAUCAAGUAAUAGAGACUGUAGAAUGGUGAGAAAGAUGUCGAUCACAAACACCCCCACAAGCAACGACGCUUGCUUGAGUAUCGUGCACAGCCUGAUGUGCCACAGACAGGGUGGAGAGAGCGAGACAUUCGCCAAGCGAGCCAUCGAGAGCCUCAUCAAGAAACUGAAGGAGAAGAAAGAUGAGCUAGAUUCUCUCAUCACAGCCAUCACCACCAAUGGAGCUCACCCCAGCAAGUGUGUCACCAUACAGCGCACCUUGGAUGGACGGUUGCAGGUAGCAGGGCGUAAAGGCUUCCCCCAUGUGAUUUAUGCCACAUUGUGGCGGUGGCCUGACCUGCACAAGAAUGAACUGAAGCAUGUGAAAUACUGCCAGUUUGCCUUUGACCUCAAAGCUGACAAUGUGUGUGUUAACCCAUACCACUACGAGAGGGUGGUAUCACCAGGGAUUGACCUUUCAGGACUGACUCUUUCAACCUCAGGCACACUCAUGGUCAAAGAUGAGUAUGAAUUUGAGAACCAGCCAUCUCACUCUGGUGCUGAUGGCCAGCACCAGACCAUCCAGCACCAGCCCUCCAGACCAGGGGGUCCCCAGGAGUUGUUCAGCAGCUCGGCUCGGCUCCCUCACCCUGAGGGCAGCAGCUCUGCCUCUACCUCUGCCUUCUCCAGCCUCGAUGCUGGAGCCUCAACCCAGUCCACUAGCCUUCUGUCAGGGAGCCAUAGCACUGAAGGGCUGCAGCAGUUAUCCUCAAGGCCAGGCCCAGGGCCUUCACAGGGGCAGAGCGGCUUCUCCCUGGCACAGAGUGCCACAUCCCAUCACAAUGCCGCCUCAGGCUGGCCGACAAAUGGGAACUUCACCCCCCCAGUGCCUCACCACCAAAAUGGGCACCUGCAGCACCACCAACCCAUGACCCACACUCCACACUACUGGAUGGUCAACAAUGAGAUUGCAUUCCAGCCCCCCAUCUCAAAUCAUCCGGCCCCUGACUACUGGUGCUCCAUUGCCUACUUUGAGAUGGAUGUUCAGGUGGGGGAGACGUUCAAAGUUCCGGCCAGCUGCCCCACGGUGACAGUGGAUGGGUACGUGGAUCCCUCAGGAGGGGACCGCUUCUGCCUGGGCCAGCUCUGCAACGUCCACAGGACAGAGGCCAUCGAGAGAGCGAGACUUCACAUUGGUAAAGGGGUGCAGCUGGAGUGUAAAGGGGAAGGUGACGUGUGGGUGCGUUGCCUUAGCGAUCAUGCAGUAUUUGUGCAGAGUUAUUACUUGGACAGGGAGGCAGGACGGGCCCCUGGAGACGCAGUGCACAAGAUCUACCCCAGCGCCUAUAUCAAGGUGUUUGACCUGCGUCAGUGCCACAGGCAGAUGCAGCAGCAGGCAGCCACAGCCCAGGUGGCAGCCGCAGCACAGGCAGCAGCAGUGGCUGGAAACAUCCCCGGGCCUGGCUCUGUGGGAGGCAUCGCGCCCGCCAUUAGUAUGUCUGCGGCUGCGGGUAUAGGAGUGGACGACCUGCGCAGGCUGUGUAUCCUGAGAAUGAGCUUUGUGAAGGGCUGGGGGCCUGACUACCCCCGGCAGAGCAUCAAGGAGACACCGUGCUGGAUUGAGAUCCAUCUCCACCGGGCCCUGCAGCUACUGGAUGAGGUGCUGCACACCAUGCCCAUCGCUGACCCUCAGCCCUUGGACUGAGUUAUAGAACUGCAACACAUUCACGAACUGUCCAUAGCCAGCCAACCCUUGAACUGACUGAUGGACUGCCCAUGCCCCGUAGGCUAGUCCAUCUUAACUAUUUAUCAUCCCGCUGUCUGCUGUGCUGAAUGGGAUGAGAGAGCAGAAGAAUAUAUAUAUGAUUUAUAUUUUAUACCCGCUGGCAUCACAGCCAGCCAGAGUUUCCGCUCUGAAGAUACCAGCUCAUGAAUCCGUUUUCUACUCGCCUCAGAAUCAGGAUACACGGUCAUGAAUCCGUUUUCUACUCGCCUCAGAAUCAGGAUACACGGUCAUGAAUCCGUUUUCUACUCGCCUCAGAAUCAGGAUACACGGUCAUGAAUCCGUUUUCUACUCGCCUCAGAAUCAGGAUACACGGUCAUGAAUCCGUUUUCUACUCGCCUCAGAAUCAGGAUACACGGUCAUGAAUCCGUUUUCUACUCGCCUCAGAAUCAGGAUACACGGUCAUGAAUCCGUUUUCUACUCGCCUCAGAAUCAGGAUACACGGUCAUGAAUCCGUUUUCUACUCGCCUCAGAAUCAGGAUACACGGUCAUGAAUCCG